Molecule: messenger RNA, 5970 nt
Organism: Thrips palmi
Lineage: Eukaryota; Metazoa; Arthropoda; Insecta; Thysanoptera; Thripidae
Gene: Usp1
Product: ubiquitin carboxyl-terminal hydrolase 1
Exons: 9
Coding region: 223-2424 (733 amino acids)
Biological process (GO): protein deubiquitination
Cellular component (GO): nucleus; cytosol
Molecular function (GO): cysteine-type deubiquitinase activity; cysteine-type endopeptidase activity
Source: RefSeq, a predicted model, not a curated record
GGCUUAGGCUUAAAUCGGACGGUAACGGUUUUCCCAAGAAAUUCUUUUCGUUUUAUGGUUCAACAGUGUCGACCCCAACCGUGACAUCUAAUUUGCUGGGUCGCUGGGCUUCGUUUGGAUAUGUGGCUUGUCUCAUGACCUUCUUGAUGUAGGCUACUAGUUCAGUCUCUUCAACUUGAUUUGCAUUACCCAGAUAGAAGCUUCUGUCACGGUGCAGGGAAGAUGACAGUGAUUGCAACAGGCACCUCUGCUUCUGAAACCAGCGGUCCUCCCCCAAGGAAAAAGAUUUGCCUCUCCCUGUCUGGGAAAGGGAGGACAAAGCCAUCUACAGCCGAGGCGGAUUCACCGUCUGAAAUGAGUGUGACAGUGAAUAGAGUUGACGCAAACAAGAGACGAUUCAAGAAAAACUUUCCCCAGUCAGAUACUCGUUUCAGGAGGGAAGCCUUGACUGGUCCAUUAGAAUCAGGCAUGAUGCUGAAUGGAUUUGUUUCGGAUUCUGUGAAUUCAAUUCCAGCAAGCGAUGAUAGUCCUAGUAGUGAUGCCCCACUUGUUGCGACUCUUUGCAAUCUGGGCAAUACCUGUUUCUUGAACAGCAUUCUGUAUACACUUCGCUUUGCACCUCACUUUUUACAUAAACUCCAUCACCUCGUUAAUGACCUUGCCGAUGUGGCUUCACGCGACAAUACAGCAAAGGUGAAGUCUUCAUCUCUUGGUAGAAGUAUAGGUUUAAGUAGUAAACACUAUUGGAAUGUGGAACAAAUGAGAGCAUCAAGUGAGUCAUAUGCCAAAAAGAGGGUUCAAGCUGUUUCUGAAAAAUUGCAUGAAGUAUAUGAGUCACUACACAAUGCUGAACUUAAGGAAAGUACAGAACCCUUCCAACCUGAUGUGUUUUUACAUGCUCUAAGAGAGGUAAAUCCCAUUUUUGAGGGGAAUCAACAACACGAUGCCCAUGAAUUGCUUGGAUGCCUGUUGAAUUACAUGCGGGAAACCUGUCAGGACCUAGCUAAACAACUAGAAUCACAUCAAAACUCAGAGCUAUGUAAUGGUGCUUCAAGCGUUGAGGAUGUCAAAAAAGAAACCAAAGGUUCCCUUCUGGCCCAUGUGGGUCUGUCUUCUUCAACAUCAAGUAUAAGUGGUGCAAAAUGGGGUAUGAGGAAGUCAUGGAAGCGCAAAAAGCCUCUUAGUGAAAACUUCCUCAAACCUAAUCGAAGUGGCAAAAAUGGUGGUCAACCAUCUGUGAUAAGUAAUGGCAAUGCCACUGGUCAACAAUCCAGUAAUGGUGAAGCAACUUCCAGUAUUGAGCCUGCACCGAAUGAGCCUAGAAUAUUGGUAAAUGGAGAAGCACAUGAAAUUAGUGAUGGGGAUAGUGCUGGCAAAGAAAAUGGUUCUUGUUCAUUAAGACCCUUGCAAGAAACUGAUGAAGCUGAUAAUGCUGAGGAAAAAACUAGGCUUAACUUUAUAGAAGAAGAUUUUGAAGGUGUAAUGGUUUUGUGCACAAGAUGCUUGGAAUGUGAAUGUAUCACUGAAAUGAAGGAAGCUUUCUACGAAAUUGGUGUUCCGAUUGCUUCUGAUCAAGAUCCAGAGAUUCGAGAAGAUGGAAAGAGAAUCUCAGAGCUCUACAGAUCAUCAGUAGUCACAGAAGAACUGCUUCACCAUGUGAACAAAUAUUGGUGCGAACAUUGCUUGAGAUAUAAUGAAGCUCGAAGAUCUGUUCGUUAUGAAACAUUGCCACGGCUUCUUACUCUUCAAAUGAAGAGAUUUUCCUCAACUUUUGGAUCAAUGGUUUGCAUGUCCAAGGUAAAUGACUUCAUGCCAACUCCUUUGAUAUUGGACUGUUUCUGUGAAGAAUGCCUUGAAGCCGUAUCUAAGGAACAGGGCGUGAAACACAGGUACCAGCUGUAUGGAGUAAUUAUGCAUUUAGGAGCUACAAUUGCUUCGGGUCACUAUGUAGCUUAUGUACGAGCUUCAGAUCCUAUUUCUGAGUAUCGCUCUUGUGACAAGGACAAACGCAAAACUGCAAGUUUAAUUGCCACCAAUGCCACCAAAGGAAGCAAUCAACCUGACAGCGAAAAGGGUCGGGGAUUACUUAAAUUUUUCUCCAGAAACAAAUCAAAUACUUCUGAUGCUGUUUCCACAAACCAUCUUACAAAUCCACACUAUAGGAAUACCUGUCGAAGUUUGGAUUGUUGUGGAAUUCGUUUGAAUAGAUCAUAUCACUCUGCGGAAAAGAUUAUUGCAGUGAAUGGGAGUGGAGCGGGGAAUGAGGAGGCUGAGGAAGAAGGACCAGAACCUGCAUGGUUGGAAUGUGACGAUGAAACCGUCAGAGUUCUGAGUAGGCAACAAUUGGAAGACAUUUUGGCUCCCAAGCAAUCAAAGAACUCUUCACUGACACCGUACCUUUUGUUUUAUGCUCGUAUUCCUUGACCAAUUGAAGUUUCUAGUACACAUCACCAAAUUAAUCUUUACAUCUUAAUUGGAGUGUAUAGAGCCAGAAAAAAAAAUCAUUGUACUAGGUACAUUUGAGACAAAUAGUUCAGCCUUGAACUAAGGUAGAUUUUCAUUUAUUGAUGGUUAAAGUUCAUGUAGAAGAUAUUAGAGUUGGACAUAACUCUAUAUAUUUUGUAUUUCUAAUUUUGCUGACUUUACAACUAUGUCUCCCAUCCCCAACCUUCUCCUCAUUUUCCUUCUCCAUUCAUGUUGAUGUCAUAGUGUUGGGGCUUUCUUGAAGCUUUUUAUUUAACUAAUGUUGAGAGUACCGAUAGUUGACUGAGAAUGUUUACUGUACUUUACAGACUGUCUUUAAGUUUUUAGGUGUACCACACAUUUCUAUAUCGCGUUAUCACAGGGUUGCGCAGUGCCAGGACUAUUUCUGUCUAACUCUUUUUACUUUGUCAUUUCUUAAAUUCUGAAAACUGGAUGCAUGCUGUGUUGUAAUAGUGCAAUUUUAUAAAUGUUACUUAUUUGGUUAUUGUUUUUAUGUAAUUAGUUCAGCUUAAAUCAACAUCCCUCAUGUUUUGAUCUGCAUCUAAGGGCGUUCUUUUGAGAAUUUUCCCUGAAAAGAAAACGCAGUUUUAGUAAAUUUUGUCAUGAGUAGAAGUUAUAUUUGUAAUGUUUUACGGCGUAAUUGAAGGAGUUUCUUCCAGAACUCUGAUGUCAGAUUUUUAAAAAAGGGAAUCAUGGAAUUCGGGCAAAUGUAAAGAAAUGGCAAAAAUUGAAUCUUUUAUUAGAGGCUACAGCAUGUCUUGCUGACUUUGGUAUCAACUGAGGGAUUUUUCUCAUGUUAUACAUUCUCCUUGCAUCUGCUUGUUAGUGACACUAAAAAUAAAGUACUUCGUUUUCUCUACUUAAUGUUGAUGUUGCUUCUCACCAUUUUUUAUGAAGUUACAACAUUUAUUACGAAGUUACGAUGUUCCUCAACUCAAUAUUUUGGUCAUAUUUAUAUGAUCUGUGUGUUCAUCAUUCUUUUGUAGGAAACUUCAAAGAUAUUUUUUUAAAAUUAUCUGUUGAUUUUGUGAUAAAGGAGGGGUUACUUUCACAAAAGAUAUGUGCUUGUAGCGGCCUAAAUUGUGAAGACUUUUGAGCAAUAUUGGAAUGUUAUCAAUGACCCUACUGUAUAUUCUAUUAAUAUUUCAGAAUUUGAAAUUACAUGUUACUAUGAAGGUGGGAGUUAUUUGGCAAACUCUUCUGUAAGCUUUGAUAGGGAAUUGAUGCCACAUUAUUUGAAGACAGCCAUUUUUCAAUGAGACUCCUGUGCACUAAUUAGACUCACAAGUUUUAGUUUGCUUCUGAGUGGCCAGUUCUGGGUAGUUUAAAGGACAGAUUUGUUAUUUCUUUUCUUAGGCUUCUUCAUUAUUCUCUUAAACUCACAUUAUUGGUCUUAUUUCAUGUCUUUCACGGUGGAUGCACCAUUUUUAGUGUAGCUUAUGAUGUAGGGACCACUUUAGUAAUCCUAGCACUUUAAUUAUCAUUCUGGUGUUCUAAACGUGCUGACUCACUGUGCCUUUCCUGAGCAAUAGAUCUUUUAUUUGACAAAACCUGGUAAAAUGUGUAGCUGCAGAUGUAGUGUCGUACCAAGCCACAAACUCUUUGUGGACUUGCUUCCUAUCACAACCCUGCGUUUUCUUUAUUAAAUUUUAGGUGCAUGUAACAAGGUGAUUGCUCUUUUAUUCUAAAGAAUACUAUUGUCAUGUUUUGUCCUGUUGCAGGACUGUAAGAUCGUAUUAUUUGUCUAUGUUGAAUAGUGCAUAGUAUCAUUAAUAUUUUCCUGAUUUUUAUCUUAUCCUUAUGCUGUCAGCAGUGGGAGGUAAUUGCUAAAGUGAAGACCAAAGGAGUUCAUGUGCAACAGUAUUAUUAACUGUCAUUAGUUUUGUGAAUUUAGAUGAUGUCAAAAGUUGAGUCAAAAGCAAGCUACUGAAAGGAUUCUUUUUUUUUUAUUUGAGUUCUAUCAUGGAAGUCUACAGCAUAUUGAGGGAUACAUCAAGAAACAAAUAUUAGUGCCAUAAGUUUGAGCAUUGGAAACCAUGGUUCCCCGCCUCUUAUGUUUUGUAUCUCUCUUUGAUACGUUGUUUUUAAUUUUUAAGUGGUUAUAAAGAUUUGCCACUUAUCUUUAAGGUACAGUGGAUGUCCUUCUCAGAAUUGACUCAAAGCUGAUACAUCUACAUCAAUCUUCCUUUUUCUAUUUUUUUCUUUUUUUUCCUCACAUUUCUCACUUCUUUAUUCCUUUUCUCUCUCUCUCUUAUCUUUAAAUUAAGACUACUACAUGAUGAGUCUGCUUUUAUUUGAUAUUUUAUUGAAGCAAACUUUGUAGUGCUGUAUGUGAGGGUGUAACAUUGCCAGCAAUAAUAACAAUAAUAAUGAUAAUUUUUGAACCUAGUACAGUAGUUUCUCUGAGUCUAACCGGCGUUUGAGGUCAAAUUCUAUUAUUAUUUUUUUUGUGUGUUUGUAAAACCUGUCUGAAAUUUCGAUGAAUUUCUUUCUUCCUGCUGUAGCAUUGAACUCAUUUCCUGUGAGUGCAUCAACUCGCUUGCAAUUUUAUCAACUGUAGCUUAAGAUUUAAUUCCUUACACUUCUUGUGUCUGGUGAUUUUUCUUGACAUUCCUGUUUGUUUAUUUUUUUUUAAUGUGUGUUUUAUUCUGCUUUCCCUGUGGCUGUGUAGAAAUUUCCAAAACUGUAUUGGUUGUUUUGCUCUGUCUUUUCUUCUGAAUUUGUUAUUUUAUCAUCCUGUAACACAGCAUUACUAGAAACAUCAGUUGUCAGAUGUUGCCGUUUCUUUAUUCUUAGAUGUGCCUGGCAUUUCGAUAUUGUGUAUGAUAAUGUAAAUUGAAGCCCAUAUGAACAUGUAUAUUUUCUUAAUUGUUGUACAUAAUGUGAUACAUAUAGACAGGUAAAACAAAUUUUCAGUGUUGUUGAUUGUUAUUGGCUUUGUGUGAAAGAAAGUCCUGAGCAACAUACUACACAUUCCAUACUUAAAAAUUCAAAUUCCAGAGUGGUAACCAAAAUUUGAUCGGGUGAGCCUGACCAUCAUGCCAAAAUGGGUUAGGUUGGAAUUAUGUGGCCUGCUGAUCAGAGGGAAACAAAUGCAAAACAUUAUUUUAUUUGUAAUUUGUUUCUGUAAAUUUGUAUUUGUUUGCCUCUGAUCAUUGUGCCACUACAAUACACUAGGUAUUCAUUUCAGGUUUGGAAAUCCUCUGUAAUAAAUAGAUUGCUGUUUAUUUAAAAUAUUUGUUUUGUUGACUUUGGCUUCUUCUUAGCACCGGUUCCACAAACUACAUGCAUUUUACACUGAGAAUAGUGCAAAGUAAUGAUUGUGAUUUAAUUGGAUGUUUAGUGUGAAAGGGAUCUUUAGUUUCUUACCUGUUGUGCAGUGCUUUUUUGCACAUGAAAUUGUGUUGAAAAAAGCAAAUUGUUGUUCACUUUUGAGACUUCCUAAACUCCAAGUGAAGUUAAAUAAAUUUGUUCUAACAACGAAAA